This is a messenger RNA of Paramecium tetraurelia, 585 nucleotides long. RefSeq lists its product as uncharacterized. NCBI's taxonomy places the organism in Eukaryota, Ciliophora, Oligohymenophorea, Peniculida, Parameciidae. The transcript has a single exon. The record is from RefSeq and is a predicted model, not a curated record.
AUGCCUUGCGAAGAUGAAGAUCUUUAUACAAUAACAAAAAAUAAGGAACACUUAGGAGGGGCAAGAACCAUCUUUAGUUUGUAGACAAGCCAAGCUUUAUUCGAUUUAUUUUAUGCUGAAGUUCAUUAUCAUUUCGAGGUUGAAAGGUCUAAGAAAGAGCUAUUCAGGGAUUUUGAACACAGAUUAUUGGUACAUCCUCUAUGCGAACAUAAAUAUAUAAUAAAGGAAUAGCUAUCUUAAUUCGAUUUCACUGAUGAUGAUAUAAACAGAAUUUGGAGGAGACUUAAUUACAUGUAAAGAAAUUGCUUUAAAGAUGAAAAAUAUAAAUGUAGACACUUUAGAUCACUCUUGUUUCCAGAAGACUAUUUUGAGAAUCUUAAAUUGAUAGGAUAACCUGUCUAUUUAGAUGAAUAGGUUCAAAAAUAAUAUGCCAAACCAAAUCAAUAUUCAAAAAAUACUCGAAAGUCUAGAUUUAUUGAGUGUCCAAAGAAUGAUAGAUGUUAGUUCUAUUAGAAUUAUGACUUACUUAAACCCUAUUAUGGUGAUAAAUUUAUAAUUGAUUAUAACAAAAUUUAUAAUAAAUGA